CGCGUCAGCUGUGAAUGGGCCAAUAUACGUCAGCUACAAUUCUGUUCGCGCGUGAAACGAUAGCUAUAGCUAAGUACUACGUCCCUCCCCUCCCGCCCAUCCCGUUUCUCUGACAGUUCUCGCAUCGCUCGCCCGUUCUUUCGCCCAGGAGGUAUGACCACCCUGAUACUCGGCGUCGGCGUGGGACUAUUCAUCAUCCUCGGUCUGUGGGUUCUGGCCGCGCUGGUGUUCGUGGUGUCGUUGCGCGUCGAGAGGAAGGUUGGCGCGAUCGCGAUACUAAUCGUGAGCGUGCUCACGAUUAUUCUAAUCAGUGUGCCGCGCGCGUCGGAGAAGCCAGCUUCUAAGGACAGCAAGGUAUACGAUCGACUUUUCAUCUGGCGUGUAAUACUUCUGAUUGUGUUACUUGUCUCAGCCAUAAUUUCCCUUGUUGGAUACAUCAAAUUCGGAUUGGUGGAAGUUGUUAGACCAAUAAGGAUAUCCAGCUGGGUUCUCUAGGUGCAUCGCGUACUUUCAGUACUCUUGCCACCAAACAUGAAGACAUUCAACACGUUCAAGACUUAAUUUACGAAUUUAAAGUUCAUUUUUUCGUAAUACGUAGCCAUUGACUGUUAAUUUAUAUCACAAUUUAUACAUUAAAAAGAAAGGG
Messenger RNA from Monomorium pharaonis (pharaoh ant), 646 nucleotides. RefSeq lists its product as uncharacterized. The record is from RefSeq and is a predicted model, not a curated record. Lineage: Eukaryota; Metazoa; Arthropoda; Insecta; Hymenoptera; Formicidae. The transcript is spliced from 3 exons. The coding region runs from base 154 to 495 and encodes 113 amino acids.